CCAAGGCUGGCUAUCUCAGAGACAGCUAAGAGCCGCCCGCCGCUCCUCGCCCCGCACGCGGAAGCCCCCCGCCCCCCAAGGAUGCAUUACCUAGUGCCGCGGUCACGGUCACCGUCACAGGCACCCUCAACCCCGCCCCCGGCCUGUCCCCGGUCCCUCUCUCUCCCUCACCCGCACCUGUUUGCAAGCUCCCGGGGACCGCAGGUGCGGGCAACCGCGAAAUUCCACGCCCCGCGGAGACCCGCCAGCUCUGGGGAGGGGAAAGGGGCGCGCGAUCCCGUGGCGCUCCCAGGCAGGUAUCCCAGAUUGUGCCUUUUUAGCCAAAAAGUAUGGAGGUGAUUCAUGGCAGGCCCUACUGUUGCAGGGAGCUUGACAGAGCUGACAUUCUCUCAGACACUUUGUACUCUAAUGAACUACACACUCCUCUGCGAACAACCACUCGCCCAACUGCCUCAGAAGACAGGUAUCAGGAAUUAAGGAAGUCACACCAACAGUGUAAGCUUCCAUGGGGCGCUGAAAGGGAAUAUGGUGGGAUUAUACCGCUUUCGCUGCCUGAGGAACACAGGCCAAAAUAUGAAUCUUCUCGUGUCAUGGGCAAAGGACAUCAGCAUUAUGGAUUUGGUGGAGAAACCUGGCCAAGAAAACUUCCUAUUGAACAAUUCUAUUAUUUGACACGGAACAAAAAAAGUGACAUCUAUGGAAAUGAUUCCUUGUUGCCCAAACCAUCUAAUUCAACAUUAGACGAAAUCUGCUUACCAUAUCCAAUUGAACACCCCUACCAUACACACAUCUCUCGUGGAGCCAUGUUCCCGACCUUUACGUCACCUAAGGAGCUCUACAAUGGCAUUAAAGCCUGCACCCAACAGCCAUUUGCUCCCACAGUGCCAACCAAGACCUAUGAUUCAACAGUUUUGAAGACAAGAGGUAAUCCUUACAGAUAUGAACUGCUCGAUUUUCUCUCGGAUUCAAAGAAGAAAGCAUUGACGUGGCCAGGUCAGGGUGUGUAUUAUGAUUUUCCUAAAUGUGUUGAGAAAAAGCCAACAUUCUACCCAAAACCCUCCUAAACUUUUGCUCACACUUCAUUAAACUCAUGGGAUGCUCUUAAGUCCAUAAGAGAAGCCAACAUACGAAGAAAUCUUGAAAGGUCCCAUUGGCUCUCUUCAUACAAUCAUGAUUUCACAGGUCUGGGGCCCACAAACCCCCUUGAGCUGGAUGAUUACCAUGAAAAGGAAGUAGCAGAAUUAACUGGACAGACAGGAUUUGACCCACAGCCUCAAGAAAAAUUCCACCCUGUCUUAAAACCCUCCAGACCCUUGGAAGGGCGAAUCGCCCGGCUUACUCAGAACCGACGUCCUCUGGAGGCUAUUAUCCAACAAAGACCACGUUCCUGUCCAGAUUGUACCCCUAAUGUUUUGUGUACUUUUCAUACCUUUAUACCCAGUUCUACAGAAAUGAUGGCACUAAGUGAUAAUAUACCAGCUGGCAUGACCCAUAAAAACCAGGAUAUUGAAGAGAAGCUGAAGGAAGAACAAAGAUUACUAUCUACGACCCACCUCCAUCCUUCUUACUCAACAAAGGAUUUGACGAGUAUUUAUGACCUAAAAUCAUUUCCAAAAAUCACAGAUACUAAAAAGACAGAAGAUUUGUACUGGAGACAGCUGUCAUUAAAACCCCGACCUAUAUCUUACUGUAAAUCAAGUGAAUACAUUCCCUAUGAACAUUCUAAAUCUGCCUUACAUGAUCCAUAUAGUAUGUGUCAAAACCGGAUUAGCCUUACUAAACCUAGUAUUUUACAAAAUAAACCAGACAUGGAAGCAUUCAAUUUAGAACAUUAUUUAAGUAAACCAGAAGAACAGCUGGGCUUGAACAUGGAAAACAAUGAAGAAAUAAGACCUAUUCUGGUUGGAUUCCUAGAACUGGAGUGGGCCAAGCCUCAGACCAACCUGCUGGAUCAGAACUCUUUCUCAAAAACUGGUGCACGAAAACGUUUCUAUAAAUCAAUUCUAGAAGACCAUAAAGACCUCAGGGAUAAGUUGAAUUCAGGGAAACACCAAUUCUAUGGCCAUAAUUCCUAUUAUUUCUAUAAUUGAAGUAUUCCUCUUCCUUCAAAACCCAGCUUCUUGCAAGAAAAGAAAAAAAUAUUACAGAAUUUCCUUCAUUUUGCUGCAUGUUUCUAGAGUAAGCCAUAAUGACCUCAUUAAUGAGGUUUAUGUUUUCAGGAAUUUAAGUUAGGACCUAGAAGGGGAACCAGCAAAAGGUGAUGUUCUGACUUCUUGAAAAGUCUGAAUAAUUUGGCAAUAAAAUAUUACUACCAGAAAAAUGUAUACUCUAGUCUUAUCUUCAAAUUAUAAAGAAGUUUUCCAAAAUUUCAUGAAAAGCAAUGUGUUCAACAAAGUUUACAUCAUCAUUUUCCAGAAAGUACAAAUUUGAAAAAACUGAAAUGCUCAAGAAUUGAGAGAUGAUUCAAUCUGUUGUACCUUAAUAAAAUAAAUAUGUGAAUCCUGUCCUUUUAUGAAAAUGUUUGCACAAAAUAACAAGUAGAAAAAGACAAAACUCAAAUCCCUGGUUAACUGAGGAAUGGACAUCUCUACAAACCAUAUUACUGUAAUAAAGUCAAUAUAUGAACCUUGCUUAUGUAUGUAAGCAUGUGGACAAAAUAAGUCAAUGGAAAAGAUGAAACCCAAAAUGUUCUACAUGCAUACAAGUUGCAUGUUUCCUUCCCUUUCACAUUCUGAUAACUACUUUUUAUGCAGAUAAAAUUAUAUUAUUAUGAAGAUCU
This is a messenger RNA of Sciurus carolinensis (gray squirrel), 2779 nucleotides long. RefSeq names its product chromosome 8 C7orf31 homolog (gene Spmip4). The record is from RefSeq and is a predicted model, not a curated record. Gene Ontology annotation, cellular component: centrosome. NCBI's taxonomy places the organism in Eukaryota, Metazoa, Chordata, Mammalia, Rodentia, Sciuridae.